Messenger RNA from Amphimedon queenslandica, 766 nucleotides. RefSeq names its product rab9 effector protein with kelch motifs-like. The transcript has 2 exons. Gene Ontology annotation, cellular component: cytoplasm. The record is from RefSeq and is a predicted model, not a curated record. NCBI's taxonomy places the organism in Eukaryota, Metazoa, Porifera, Demospongiae, Haplosclerida, Niphatidae. The coding region runs from base 200 to 766 and encodes 188 amino acids. Gene Ontology annotation, molecular function: chromatin binding; protein binding.
UGAUAUUAUAUAUUACUAUUACUUGAUAUUCACCCUCUAGUGACGUCCACCCUCUAUUAAAGCAACUCUGAAAUCAAAGCACUAGAAUAGCUGUGAGCCUUAAGCUUGGUUUUAAGACUGACUUUGUACAAAUCACUACUGGAUUGGACAAAAGGAUCAUUCAUUAAUUGUAUAGAAACUUAGGACUGUAACAUUACUGAUGUCACUUCAACUAGCUGCUAGAUGUCAAUUGUCUGCCAGGCAUUCACAUUCAUCAGCAGUUGUUGGAAACUCCUUAUAUAUAUGGGCUGGCAAAGAAGACAGAUCUAGUGAUGCCGAAAGCAUAAACCACUUCUCUAUUCUUUCUGGUGAAUGGUCCACAAAAGAAACAACUGGAGACCCUCCAUUAGCAGAUUCUGGUUACAGUUGCUCUGUAGUAGCUGACAGAAUAUACUAUUUUGGUGGGCUGAGCACUGAAGAUUAUUCCUAUCACAAUAGCUUGUCAGAAUUAGAUACAAGUAAUCUCAGUUGGACAUCACUGGAAUCAACAGAUCCAGAUAGAGCUGUUAUGAGCAGAGCUUAUGGUGGAACGAUAUCGUUUGAAAAUGAUGGAAUACAUCAUCUGCUGAUGAUAGGAGGGAGAGGGUCAAACCCUGUUGUACCGGUACAAAAUGUUGGUUAUACUAAUAUUGGAACAAAUAAGUGGCGUACUAAUGAACACUCAAUGUAUAAUUUGUUAACAAGUGAGUUUAAAGUUUUAUUUAUCACUGUUACACUGAAUGUAUAA